Molecule: messenger RNA, 1380 nt
Organism: Talaromyces marneffei
Lineage: Eukaryota; Fungi; Ascomycota; Eurotiomycetes; Eurotiales; Trichocomaceae
Exons: 2
Coding region: 1-1380 (459 amino acids)
Biological process (GO): regulation of transcription by RNA polymerase II
Molecular function (GO): zinc ion binding; DNA-binding transcription activator activity, RNA polymerase II-specific
Source: RefSeq, a predicted model, not a curated record
AUGUCUUGCCUGGAUUCUUCCCCGGAACAUUUCAUAAACACUUUCAUUACCACGGACAAAUCAGGUUUCGAACGAUGGUACAGAGACUCAUCGGCUGCUAAACAAAAGAGAUCACACUGCAAGUCGCGGACCGGUUGUCUUACCUGUAGACAACGAAAAGUCAAGUGCGAUGAGAAUUUGCCAACUUGUCAUCGCUGCAUGAAAAGAGGAGAUGUAUGUCGUCGACGUCCAGCACGACAGCAGCAACAACCCUUUAGAUUUCACGACAGAGACAGUCAAAGAAGAUCACAUUCGUCACCUUGUCUAUCGACCUCGUCAAUAUCAACGCCUAUAUUAUCCGGAGAUGGAGCUCUGAACAUGGAACAGUUGAGACUGUUUCAUCACUUUCAAUCAUCAACUCAGCAUACCCUUCCGGUCAUAGGCCAGAUUUGGGAAAGUGUCCUUCCCAAGGCAUUCGAAUACGAGUAUCUGAUGCAAGCAGCGUUGUGCUUGGCAGCCCGGCAUCUUGAGUACUCCUGCGGACAUGAAGACGAAGUAGGGCAAAUAACCCUGUCCCGGAAAUAUCUUUCUCACACACUACGGCUAUUCCGAAAGGCUCUAUCCUCCGGCAUUACUGAUUCCAACCGGGAUGCUGUUUUAUGUACCUCCUUCAUGCUUUACUUUGAGGCUUGGUCAGAUACUGCCUUUCUACUUUCCGAUAACAAUACCGAUAUCUCUACCUCGGCAUAUAGUGUAUCUGAGGAUCAACUCUUCACAUUGGCCAAGAGUAUGAGACAUGUAUGCAUGUACGCAAUGUCAGAUCUGGCGCAUAACUCAAGCGUUCUGAGGAAUGUCAUGCUACAUCGGCCAAUAUGGUCUAUCUACCAAUCACUUUCUUUUGUUGGACGAGUUUGUGAUGAAUAUCAUGCGUUCUUCGAACAGUUAUGGCGACUUGAUGGCGACCCGGUCAUUUUCAGCAAAUUCUGCGACAUCCCACCACCGCAAAUUUUCAGACAUGGAGACGGUUUUCCGGGUGCCGACAUCAUAAAAUGGACUGAGCAUCUGUCCACGGACAGGCAUGAUGCUUAUAUUCAUGUGGCUAAUCGUCUCUCAGCGCUUCUCUCCUUACUGCCAAUCGACGCACAAGAAAUACCAGAACGUUCCGUGUUGGAGAUUUGUCCUGAUCUACUUCCCGAUGUCUCGAGAGUAGUAUUUACAUUCCCCAUAAUGUUCCAUCCAGAGUUCACGGAUAUGCUAUUUGAAAAUGAUACAAGGAUUUUGGUUCUCUUAUAUCAUUUCUUCCGGAUGGUUAAUCGGUUGCUGCCGAAGGAUGAGUGCUGGUGGGCUGCCAGACGGGCGGAGUCUUUUGAAGUUUUUUUAAGACGAAAACUAUGGGGAUAA